This is a messenger RNA of Amphiprion ocellaris (clown anemonefish), 4027 nucleotides long. RefSeq names its product potassium inwardly rectifying channel subfamily J member 8 (gene kcnj8). The coding region runs from base 224 to 1483 and encodes 419 amino acids. Gene Ontology annotation, molecular function: ATP-activated inward rectifier potassium channel activity. NCBI's taxonomy places the organism in Eukaryota, Metazoa, Chordata, Actinopteri, Pomacentridae. Gene Ontology annotation, cellular component: plasma membrane. The record is from RefSeq and is a predicted model, not a curated record. The transcript has 6 exons. Gene Ontology annotation, biological process: potassium ion import across plasma membrane; regulation of monoatomic ion transmembrane transport.
GGACUCUGGAAGUCAAACUACGUCAACAGGAGCCUCAGAGGAGCCGGACGGAGGCGGCGCGCUGCGUUCACUCCGAAACAUCCCCGAAAAGUCGACGGAGGUGAAACGACUUGUGCGUCUUGGAUCGUUUUGCAGCAGGUGGACAUGUUGGAUCCGCGCGUAAAGACGCACUGAGGACGGAUUUAAAAGUACAUUUUCGCUUCUUCUUGAGCAGGAGGAGAAGAUGCUGGCGAGGAAAAGCAUCAUCCCGGAGGAGUUCGGGCUGCCGGGACUCGCCUCUCGGAUGCCCCGCAAGCCGGUGUUCCGGGACCGCGUCAACAAAGCGCGCUUCAUCGCCAAGAACGGUUCGUGCAACUUGGCGCACAAGAACAUCCGCGAGCAGGGCCGCUUCCUGCAGGACGUCUUCACCACGCUGGUGGACCUGAAAUGGCGCUUCACGCUGGUCAUCUUCACCACCACGUUCGUCAGCAGCUGGCUGCUGUUCGCCAUGAGCUGGUGGCUGGUGGCGUUUGCGCACGGAGACCUAGAUCCGUUGCGGCAAAACGGGACCCACUGCGUCACCGACGUCAAGUCAUUCACGUCGGCCUUCCUGUUCUCCAUCGAGGUUCAGGUGACCAUCGGCUUCGGGGGACGGAUGAUAACAGAACAGUGUCCGACCGCCAUCACCGUCCUCAUCCUGCAGAACAUCGUGGGACUCAUCAUCAACGCUGUCAUGCUGGGUUGCAUCUUCAUGAAAACAGCUCAGUCGAACCGUCGAGCAGAAACUCUGAUCUUCAGCCGACACGCUGUGAUCGCUGUUAGAAACAACCGGCUGUGUUUCAUGAUUCGAAUCGGAGAUCUGAGGAAGAGUAUGAUCAUCGGAGCUACAGUCAGGUUGCAGGUGGUGAGGAAGACGACCACACCUGAGGGGGAGAUGAUUCCCAUCCAUCAGAUCGACGUCCAGACGGAGAGCGCCGUCGCCAGUAACAGCCUCUUCCUGCUCGCACCGCUCAUCAUCUGCCACGUCAUCGACAAAAACAGCCCGCUGUACGAUCUGUCGGCGAUGGAGCUCCAGUGCAGCGACCUCGAGGUCAUCGUCAUCCUGGAGGGAGUCGUGGAGACGACCGGCAUCACCACGCAGGCCCGGACCUCCUACGUCUCCGAGGAGAUCCAGUGGGGUCACCGCUUCGUUCCCAUAGUAACGGAGGAGGAGGGCGUAUACUCGGUGGACUACUCCAAGUUCGGAAACACAGUCAGGGUGGCGACACCUCGCUGCAGCGCCCGAGAGCUGGACGAGAAGCCGUCCAUCUUAAUCCAAACCCUGCAGAAGAGCGAGUUGUCGCACCAGAACUCGCUGAGGAAGAGGAACUCGAUGCGACGCAACAACUCCAUGCGUAAAGGAGCAGGAAGCAGCGGGAGUCUUCGAAGGAACAACUCUGGACUCGCCAAAGUCCAGUUCUUCACCCCGAGCGAGGGAGGCCAGAACCUGAACGGCGUCACCUGACAUGAGGCCUCCCUGCUGCUGGCCGCCCUGCUGCUCCUGCUGGGAAAAAGGAUUCUGGGUGUUGGAGUUUCUGCUUCCCUGACGGGACUCGUUCUUUCUCUGUUCCCCGCAUUAUUUCGACUCAUGUUUCGACACGUUUACUGCUAACGUUGCUCAUGUUCAUCCUGCAUGGAGUAAUGAGGAUGUUUUCCAGAUUGAUUCUCUGAUUUCCUGCAGUUCAGCCUCACAGUUAAACCAGUCAACAGAACAUUUCAGUUCACUGUAUAAAACCCACAACAUGAAACACAAGACGGAGAACAACUGGGUCCAAACACAUUUAGGGUGACAUUUUCUCAAAGCAAAGUCAAGUAAAUUAUUAUGUUGUUUAAGUGGUCAAAAAUCAGUCAUUAAAUCUUUACAGUGUAAACAACAUGUAAAGAAAAAGCACUUUUCCAUGAUUAGUCAGAAGACAAUCAAUUAAACAGUUAAAACUCUGACAAUCCUUUAAAUCAGUUAUCAAACAAAAACUCCAUACAUGUAUAAUGAUUAGCUGCUCAUCUUCCACAGUAAACCAGAUAUCUUUCACUUUUGGGUUGUGAUAUUUGAGUAACUCAACAAGCAACACGUUCAAACUGGAAAGUAAUUCUGAAGACGAUUUGUCCUUUUGGUUUGUUAUAGUUUCUAUAAAAAGUAUUCACGCCUCUUGGAAGUUUUCUGCUUUUAUUGCUUUUCAAUAUCAAAUCAAGGUCAAAAUAAUUCGGCUUUUUUAAUGACAAUGUACAUUCCAAGACUCUUGUGUCAAAGUGAAAAUAGAUUCAGAACAGAAGUCAGUUAAUUAAAAUAUGAAAUGUAAACCAAGUCAUUACAAAGGUGUUCACCCCCUUUAAAGUGGUUUAUUCAGUAUGAAGACUCCUGUGUCUGGAAAGUCCAGUCACUGGACCAGAUCUACACCAUGAAGACUAAAGAACACCUGAAGAAACUCUGAGAAAAGGUUUUUGAAAAGCAUCAGUCAAGAGAUGAUACAAGAACAUUUCCAAGUUGCUGAAUAUCUCUUGGAGUCCAGUUAAAUUGAUCAGUAAGAAAUGGAAGAAACAUGGCACAUGUGUAAAUCUGACGAGAGCAGGACGUCCUCAAAAACUGAGUGACCAAGCAAGAAACAGACCAGUGAGGGAGGCCACCAAGACACCAAUGACUCCUCUGAAGGAGUUCCAAGCUUCAGCAGCUGAGAUGGGAGAGACUGUUGAUACAACAACUGUUGUCUGUUCUUCACCAGUCAAAGCUUUAUGGAGACAAAGAGAAAGACUCAAAUCUGAACUAGAGUUCACCAGAAGAUAUGUGGAGACUCUGAAGUCAACCAUAAGAAGGUUCUUUGGUCUGAGGAGACCAAAAUUGAGCUUUUUGGUUAUCGGACUAGAAACUUAUCAUAAACACACCAUCCCCAUCUUAAAGCACGGUGGUGGCAGCACCAUGAUGUGAAGCACGGUGGUGGCAACAUCAUGAUGUGGGGAUGUUCUUCAGCAGCAGGUCCCAGAAGGCUUGUAAAGGUAGAGGGUAAAUGAAUGCAUCAAGUCUAGAGAAAUCCUGGAGGACAACCUGAUGCAGUCUGAAGAGAACUGAGACUUGGAGAAGAUCUGUUUUCUAUCAUGACAAUGAGCCGAAGCAAACAGUCAAAGCUGCACAAAAUUAGUUUCAAGACAACAAAGUCAAAGUUCUGGAGGCCAAGUCAGAGUCCGGACCUCAAUCCAACUGAGAAUCUGUCUGGACUUGAAAGUUCUGUUCACUCAUGAUCCCUGAUGAACCUGACAGUUUGAACAGCUCUGGAAAGACCAGUGGUGUAACAUUUCCAGAUAUUCAAGCUGAUACUCAUUUCUACAGGCUAAAUGCUGUAAUUGCACUCAAGUGCAUCUGAGAAAUACUGACUUGAAGGGAGUGAAUAUUUAUGCUAUGAACUAUUUUAACUUUGAUGCGAAAGAGUCUUUAUUUUGUAAAUCUUUGUCCAAAAAACAAAUUUAAAUUGACCAUGAUUCAGUGUUUAAAAGCACUUAGCUAAAAAAAAAAACAAAAAAAAAAACAUCAAAUGGAAAUGUUAACAAGGUGAAAAAUACUUGAUUUUUACCAGAUGGGGUCUUUUGCUGAUGAGUUGCACAUUUUGAAGUUAUCAGAAGGUAUUCAGAUUAAUCAAACUGCUAGUAGACUAUCAAAAUAAUUGCCAGUUUUUGUAGGUUUACUGUAGCCUCAGUAUGCACUAGGUAAAAGUUGCUUUACUACCACAAAAAGUUCAGCUUACACACUCCUGAGUAUUACAGAGCUCCUAGCCAGUGUUUAAUCAUCUGCAGGUGAUUAGAAGAAACUUCAUUUGAAAUUAUCAUAACAGCAGUAAUUACAAUCAUCCAGUUUUUACGCCCAGUUUACUGUUUUGCGGGAAAUGUACGGCUAAAGUAAUGUUUUCUUACUGAUUAAAGUCACAGUUUGACUACUAAACGUGGUAAAUAGUGACGACCAAUCACUGUACUGUAAUACCAUUUUUCACUUCUGUGUUGUUUGACAAUAAAUGCACCAACUUUA